AUGGUGGUAUCUGCCGGCCCUUGGUCCAGUGAGAAGGCAGAGAUGAACAUUCUAGAAAUCAACGAGAAAUUGCGCCCCCAGCUGGCAGAGAACAAACAGCAGUUCAGAAACAUUAAAGAGAAAUUUCUUGUAACUCAAGUGGCCUACUUCCUGGCCAACCGGCAGAAUAAAUACAAGUAUGAAGAGUGCAAAGACCUCAUAAAAUCUAUGCUGAGGGAUGAGCUGCAGGUCAAGGGGGAGAAGCUUGCUGAGCAGCUCAAGGAAGCUGAGGAGCUCAGGCAACAUAAAGUCCUGGUUCACUCUCAGGCACAAGAGCUGAUCCAGUUAAGGGAGAGGUUACGGGAAGGGAGAGAUGCCUCCCGCUCAUUGACUCAGCAUCUCCAGGCCCUCCUCACUCCGGAUGAGCCAGAUAAGUCCCAGCGGCAGGACCUCCGAGAACAGCUGGCUGAGGGGUGUAGGCUGGCACGGCACCUCGUCCAAAAGCUCAGCCUAGAAAAUGACGAGGAUGAAAAUGAUAAAGCUGAGGAGGUUGAUGAAGUACAGGAAUCACCUGUCCCCAGGGAGGCGCAGAAGGCUGAAGAAAAGGAAGUCCCUGAAGACUCACUGGAGGAAUGUGCCGUCAGUUUUUCAAAUAGCCACGGCCCUUCUAACUCCAACCCUCCUUACAGGAACACAAAAAUCACAUUUGAGGAAGACAAAGCCACCUCAACUCUGAUUGUAGAUGGUGAAUCCUCUCAAGAUGGAUGGCAGGAUGCUCUAAACAUUCUCCCAGAAAAUCAAAAUGAUCAUGAGGAAGAGGAAGGGAAAGCGCCAGUGUCCCCCAGUCACCACGAUAUGUCCCAAUCUUACCAGCCUUGCAAAGGCACUUUCUUGGCACUAGACGAACAGAAAGUUUGCUCUGCUCAGGAUGUAGCCAGCGAACACUCCAAUUCCAAAGGGGAGGAAACCCCACUUGGCUUCCCAGAAAAGCAACUUGGUCUUGAAGAGGUGAAAAGACAAGAAACGAUUGCUCCCAGGCUCAGCAGGGAACCGCUGAGGGUGGACAAGCAUGAAGUCCCCCGGGAGUUACUGGAUGGAUGUUAUUUGAUUGCUUCUGUUCUUCCUGACCUGACUCACUCCUGCCAGCCUUAUAGGAGAACUUUGUAUUCUCUUGAAGAAAAGCAAGUCAGCUUGGCUCUUGUAGACAAAAUUAACAAGGAUCAAGAGGAGCUAGUAGACCAAGACCCACCAUGCCGCAGACUGAGGCAGGAGGUCCCAGAGAACUCCCUGGAUGAAGUUUACUUGACUCCUUCGGUUCCCCAUGACCUGUGUGACUGCCACCAGGCUUAUAGUGGCACUUUGUACUCACUGGAGGAUCAGCUCGUCUGCUCUGCUCUAGAUAUAGCCUCUCCCACCCAGGCAGCUUGUCCCCACGGGCCUUGGAGUGGAGACAUCAACCACCACCUGUCAGAGGUGCAGGCUUCACAGGCACAGCCGGAGCUGAGAACCCUGGUGCCCAAUUGUCUGCAACUGCAACUGGAUCAAGGGUUUGACUGUGGCUAUGGCUUAGCCAGGCAGGGUGUUUCCUCCACCACCUGUAGCUUCACAGCCAACGCUGAUCCUGGGAAGCAAUGGCCCUUCCAAGAGCUGGGUUCGGAGCCUUCACUUGGAAUGAAGAACCCUCCCCAGCUGGAAGGUGAUGCUCUUGAAGGCUCAACUGACAACACACAUGGGCAUCAAGUCAUUGGCCACAUUCAUGCCUCAAGUGUCCUAAAACCAAAAAUGAUCAAAAGAAAACUGCCAUUCAGCAAGUGGAGACUGGCAUGCAGAUUCCCUGGCCUGCAAGCUUAG
Molecule: messenger RNA, 1830 nt
Organism: Rhinopithecus roxellana (golden snub-nosed monkey)
Lineage: Eukaryota; Metazoa; Chordata; Mammalia; Primates; Cercopithecidae
Gene: NBPF7
Product: NBPF member 7
Exons: 13
Coding region: 1-1830 (609 amino acids)
Source: RefSeq, a predicted model, not a curated record